UUUCUGCACAUGUGAAUCUUUUGUGUAUGGUUUCGUUACUCCUCUAUCAGUAAUGUUUGAGUAUUUAUGGCGAAGCAGAGUGUAGAAAUUAUAACCUGCCAUUUUAUGUGUAUUUCCGCUUGACUCGUUCGAAGGAAAGGACGAUCAGAAACCCUUCGCCAAGCACGUGUCCGAAACAGACUAGCUCAGCUGAGUUAAUUUCAUGGUACAUAACCCGUGUCAUAAAGGGAAUAGUCUUUUUCUUUGGAUAUAGAUCAUGAGAAAUCUUGAACUGCUGAGGAGUUUUCCAGUGCUGGAGUUGGAAGGAACUGAGGACCCAUUUUGUUUGUCAGUGGAUUGUGAUUGUGGAGUUAUUUACACUGCAACAUCUACUCACAUAAAAGGCGUCCAGCCCUCCACUCAUCAGGCUGUAAGUUCUGUUUCACUUGUAUCCGAUGGGUACCUGCCAGAAGAUGGUAGUGGCUGUGUUAUUGGAAUGCAGCACUUGCCAGACUUGGAAUCUGUAUGUGUGGCCACUGCAAAAGGAGAUGUAAUUCUUUGGAAUACAGUUACUGACCAGGUUGAAUGUGUUGGCAGCGUGGACAGUGGGCUCAGGUGUAUGGAAUGGAGUCCUGAUCAAGAGCUUGUGGUAUUCAUGACAGGAGAAGAAACUCUUAUCAUAAUGACAAAGGAUUUUGAUGCCAUUUGUGAGUUCCCUUUUCACUCAGAGGAGUUUGGUGAAGAAAAACCAAUCACAGUUGGUUGGGGAAAAAAAGAAACACAGUUCCAUGGGUCCCAAGGCAAACCAACAGCUGCUGAUGUACAGGAACUUAUUGCCAAGCCUGCUGCAAGUUGGGAUGACAGGAAACCAAGAAUCAGCUGGCGUGGUGAUGGACAAUUUUUCGCAGCUAGUGCAAUCCAUCCUUUGACAGGUGCAAGGAAAUUGAGAGUGUGGAAUAGGGAAGGUGUACUUAGCUCUACAAGUGAAAAUGUUGAUGGAUUGGAACAGGCAUUAUUUUGGAGACCAUCAGGCAGCUUAAUAGCUUCAACCCAGCGCAAGCCUCAUAGACAUGAAGUGAUUUUCUUUGAGAGAAAUGGCCUCAGACAUGGAGAAUUUGUGCUUCCUUUUGGCAAGAUGGAAGUUCAGGUAAAUAGCAGUUAAUGGUUUACACUGUAACAUCAAGAAACUGGUCAACCGCAAGAAUUUGUACCAAAGUCUUAUGUUCAGUUGUGGACUGUGAAUAAUUAUCACUGGUAUCUGAAGCAGCAAUUGGAAUUCCCAGCAUCUGCUAAACAUAGAGUGGCCUGUCUUUUAUGGGACCCAGAGGCUGCCCUAAGAAUGCACAUCAUGACGAGAGGAGGUCAGUACUUGAGUUAUGAGUGGUGUUGGAGUACAGUUCAUAGUGAAGGGGCUAGUGAACAAAACAUGUCCACUGUAGCAGUAAUUGAUGGAGCUAAGUUGUUGCUGACUCCAAUGAAACACAUGGUGGUUCCCCCUCCAAUGUCUGCCUAUGCCCUGGACCUGCCAUCCCCAGCGUCCACCAUCAGCUUUGCUCCCCCCACACACUGUAGUGAUAUGGCAGUUAUGAUGUCCAAUGGCAAGAUGGCAGUCUUCAAAUUAUUGACAGAAAAUGGCGUAAAAGAAGUGUUCAGGGCACCUGGCAAAGCCCCAAAACUUGUUGGCAUUUACAGUAUAGACACCAAAGACUUUCCAACAGUAUGGACAGGAGCCUUGUGUUGGCGGCAGAUGAUUUGGUGGAAGGACUGCACCCUAAUCGCAGUUGGAUGGGAUACCAUGAGUCAGAAAGACAUUGUUUGUGAAUUAGAGAUCUCUGCAGAAGAUGGGGCUAAUAGCAUUGCUAUCAGGCGCACCACUGAAACCGACACGCCAGUCCUUCGUCUUUGUGCCCGUCGUCACACUGAGUCUGUAUUAGUGGAGCUCAUCAAUGGAAACUUACUUAGUUACACUUCAGAUUCAAGCCAGGCCAAAUUAUCACCAUGGUUUAACAGUCGAGGACUUGAAAUCUCUCUCCCUCAACCGUGCCAGUGUGUAAAAACAGCCUUAGUGGGAGAUGAGGAAGUCGUUCUGGGAUUGACUGAACACUCAAGGUUAUAUGCGAAUAACAAAGAGGUGGCUUCAAACUGCUCUUCCUUCGCUGUUCAUGAUGAAUUUCUUCUUCUAACAACGCAUGCGCACACGUUGCGUUGUAUAAGUCUUUUACCAACCACGCGAGGUUUGCCAGUUUUGAUUGAAGAUAAACCGCAUCCUUUGGAUGAAAACAUAAGACGCGUCGAGAGAGGUUCACGGAUAGUGGUCGCUGUUACUCAAGAUACGAAAGUUAUUUUGCAGAUGCCUCGUGGAAAUAUAGAGACUAUUCAUCCUCGAUCGCUAGUUUUGUCGUAUUUACAGAAAUGUUUAGACAGUCUCAGCUAUGGAGAGGCCUUUACCGUCAUGCGCCGUCAUCGGAUCAAUCUUAAUUUGAUACAUGACCACAAUCCCAAGCUUUUCUUGGAAAAUUUGGAUAAAUUUGUGAGUCAUGUGGAAUCGGUAAAUUUUAUCAACCUAUUCCUCACGGAUCUUAAAGAGGAAGAUGUGACUACCACGAUGUAUUCUGAUUAUUAUUCUGAAUCAAAACAGACCCCUGUUGCGUCUCUGGGUGAUGAGUUAAGUAAAGUUGAUCGAGUUUGUGAUGCUGUGCGCGCUGCCUUGGAAGCUGUUGGCCAUAACAAGUACCUUCUGUCCAUCCUAACCACGUAUGUGAAGAAGAAUGAUCCAGAGUUAGAGAAAGUUUUGAUGAUCAUCAAAGAUUUAAAAGCCAAUCCAGUAAAUACAACAGAAACCGAACGAGUUACGUCAGAGGAAGCCCUUAGAUAUGUUCUCUUUCUGGUAGACGUCAAUCAAAUGUAUGACGUAGCACUGGGAAUGUACGACUUUGAAUUAGUACUUAUGGUCGCUGAAAAAUCGCAGAAGGAUCCUAAAGAAUAUCUCCCAUUUUUAAAUAAUCUACGGAAAAUGGAGACAAAUUUCCAGCGUUUCAGCAUAGACAAAUACCUUAAGCGCCACACUAAAGCUAUUCAACAUCUUAGUUUGUGCGGGCCAGAACAUUUUGAUGAGCUUGUUUCACUUGUGAAAGAGAACUGUCUAUUCAAGGACGCGCUUAAGCUUUAUGGGAAAUCCAGCCAGGAGCACCGGGCUUUAUUGGUUGCAUAUGGCGAGUACCUUGUUCAACAGAAAAGACACGAGGAAGCCGGACUAGUAUUUACCAGUUGUGGAGCUCACGAGCAAGCUCUAUCAUCAUUCCAGAAGAGCGGAAACUGGAGACAAGUGUUUUGUAUGGCUUCUCUGUUGCAGCACACCGGUGAACAAGUGGUAUCAUUGGCCAGAACAGUUGCAGGUUAUCUGAAAGGACAUAAGCGUUCCCUUGAAGCCUCCAGAGUCUUGGAAGAAUAUGCAAAGGAUCCUGAGGAAGCCAUUGCUGUUCUUAUCGACGGAAUGCAGUGGGAAGAAGCUCUGAGAUUGAUGCAUAAACAUGAUCGGACAGAUAUUGUGGAGACACAUUUGAAAGGCGCGUUGGAAGAAGCCCAUAACCACCAUUUGAGUUCCAUACAAGAACAGGAGGAGCUGUUCAAUAAAUACACCAAGCGACUGAAAGUUGUCAGAGAAUUGAAAGAACAGCAAAGUGUAGAAUAUCAAGAGAGUGGACUGGCGCGAGAUGAUACGGACCUGUUCUCCGACACGAGCAGCGUAGGCGAUAACUCGGAGUAUGCCUCUAGCACCAGUUCCCGUGGGUCAAGAUCAACCGGGCGAUCCUCCAAAAAUCGAAGAAAAACUGCACGAAAGAUGUACAGCUUGAAAGAGGGAAGUAGAUUUGAGGAUUUAGCCUUGAUGGAAGCACUUUCUGACAUUAUUCAAACCGUUCACAAGACCACAGACGACAUGGCGUCCUUGCUCAAGAUGUUGGUUUUGUUUGAUCAUGCGGAACAAGCUACCGUCCUUCAAACCAACUUUGAAAAGCUAAUCUCAAUGAUAGAAUCAUCGAUCGGCGUUAUCUGGCCCCCAGAGGAAAGCUCCAGCAAUUCAAGUCAAGUUUCCCAGAUCACAGGUCCAGGAGCUACUGUUAACAGCAUCAUUGCAGCGAUGAGAAGUGAUCAGAAUACGACGUUAAAUAAGCCAAGAGAUGAACUGCAAAGACCAAAACCUCCUCCCUUUAAAAUAGCAACGAACUGGAAGCUUGACCAACUCCUGUCAUAACGAAAGGCAAAUCGUCCCCGAGAAAAGGAGAAACAGCGUGUUUCACGAGGCUUGAAGUUCAGUGCUCCUCACAAGCAACGCUCUUAUUUCAAGGACGUAAUGAACUUUUGUCAAGGAUUACAGAAAGUAAGCAAGCAAUAGAUAGGGAGAAAGAUCAAAAGUAAUAAAUGUACGUGGCAGGCAAGAAAGCGACAAUUGCGAGAAUGAAAGAACACAGAAGUGAAACGACACAAGACAAGAAGAGUUGUUUUCCAAGCUCUUUAUAUCAAUUGAGUUAAACACUUUAUGGCUGAUGUCAAGGCAUGAGAGAAUUCGAAAGCUGGCAAUAAAUUAAUAAAUGAACUCCA
Pocillopora verrucosa is the source of this 4578-nucleotide messenger RNA. The record is from RefSeq and is a predicted model, not a curated record. NCBI's taxonomy places the organism in Eukaryota, Metazoa, Cnidaria, Anthozoa, Scleractinia, Pocilloporidae.